GUAAACGCUCAUGAUUCCUGCCCCACUAAACCACAGCCUUGUGUGCAUGUUGCAGGCUGUCUGUCCAACCUGCCACCCAACGCCAAGAAGAUCUCCAACUCCUACGAGGAGCGGCGGAAGCAGGCCACCGCCAUCGUGUUGCUAGGGGUGAUAGGGGCGGAGUUUGGCGCCGAGAUUGAGCCACCGAAGGGCGCUGGUAGGGCGAGGAUGGGAGGACAAGCACCCGAGGGCUUUGGACCGGCCAGCGGAGGCUCCUCCAACUACUCUCUGGCCAGACACACCUGUAAGGCGCUGACCUUCCUGCUGCUCCAGCCCCCCAGCCCCAAGCUGCCCCCCCACAGCACCAUCCGCCGCACAGCCAUCGAUCUGAUUGGCCGAGGCUUCACCGUGUGGGAGCCAUAUAUGGACGUGUCGGCGGUGCUCAUGGGCCUGCUGGAGCUCUGCGCCGAUGCUGAGAAACAACUGGCCAACGUCACCAUGGGUCUCCCUCUCAACCCUCCGGCGGACUCUGCUCGCUCGUCCCGCCACGCUCUCUCUCUCAUCGCUACGGCUCGGCCACCUGCCUUCAUCACCACCAUCGCUAGAGAGGUCCACAGGUUCAAUGCUGCCCAGGCCAACUCCCAGUCCCAGCAGAACGUCCACACCAGCACCCUGGCCCGGGCCAAGACCGAGAUCCUCAGGGUGAUCGACAUACUCAUAGAGAAGAUGCCUGGAGACGUAGUGGAUCUACUGGUGGAGGUGAUGGACAUCAUCAUGUAUUGCAUUGAGGGUUCACUGGUCAAGAAGAAAGGACUACAGGAAUGCUUCCCUGCUAUCUGCAAGUUCUACAUGGUGGGCUACUGUGACCGAAGCCACCGCAUCGCAGUGGGGGCACGCCAGGGCUCCGUGGCGCUGUACGACGUCAGGACCGGGAAGUGCCAGAACAUCCAUGCUCAUAAGGGUCCAAUCACUGCGGUGUCAUUCGCUCCUGAUGGCCGUUACCUAGCAACCUACUCCAACCUAGAAAGCCAUAUCUCUUUCUGGCAGAUGAACACCAGCCUGCUGGGCAGCAUCGGCAUGCUGAACUCUGCCCCCCAGCUGCGCUGCAUCAAGACCUACCAGGUGCCCCCGGUGCAGCCCGCCUCGCCCGGCUCCCAGAACCACCUCAAGCUGGCCCGCCUCAUCUGGACCUCCAACCGCAACGUCAUCCUCAUGGCCCACGACGGCAAGGAGCACCGCUUCAUGGUCUGACCGCCCCCCUGCCCACGCCACUUCCUGCCCGCGCCACUUCCUGCCCUCCACACUUCCUGCUCGGGCCGCUCCCCGUCUGGCCCCGAGCUGGGGGGGGGGUUCUGGGAGGUCUAUUGAGGGUCUAACGUACUAGGGGGCUGUGAAGGGUCUUUGGUCUGAAGCGUUUAGUGUUAAAGUGAAUCUGAAGAUAUAAUGUCUGUACAUACUGGAAUACUACGCUUUAGUGGUAAGAUAAAGAUUAAGAUAAGAUGUACGUAUUAUUUAGUAGAAACACCAGAUAGUUGUGAACUAUACAAACCUUUCAACUCUCAAACGAUUAGUCAGAAAAUGUAAACCUUUGAAGGGGUAUGUUUGGCGAUUAAACAUUUUGUUUACUUUACUAUCACCAAUAUUAGAUCAUUUUGGAAAAUAUUUGUUCCAAGGCCGUCUGGAUUUCAACCACCACCCCGCUACACUGAGUUGGUUAGGUCCGUGACCGCUGGCCAAUGAAGGGUUCUUUCACUGUUUGAAUCUGAUAGUUUGUUCUUCGUGCUUCUGGAUUGGCUGUAGAUAAUGUUUUUUGUUGCUCGGUUACCAUGGCGGUGGACCCAAACACACCUGUUUACAUUGUUGUUGUUGUUGUUGUUGUUGUGUUUGUUUCAUGCAUUCCUAUUUAAGGGUGGUUGGUUUCACCGCCCUGGCCUCAGCCCCCGGAGGUGGAGCCAGGAGGUCAUGUGAUCUGAACCCACCAAUAGGGCGCGGCCCCACCGGGGCCCAGCCCUUGUGGGGCGCUGUGUGAUGUGUGUUGUCGUUGUGUAUUGCUGUUGUGGUUGAUGGUAUCAACGUUACCCUUUCGAAGGUUUCCCCCAGCGUUUGUGCAACAGUGUGUGUGCGUGUGAGUGUGUGUUUUCAAAUCCCUAAAGGUAAUGCGCCCUAUUCCCAAGUCUCUUGUAUAUUACACAUUUCCCUCAUAUAAAUCGUAUAAUCAGAUGUAUGUGUCUGUGUGUGUGUGUGUUUGUAUAUACACACAGAAUGGUAGGCUCGCGUGUGGUGUAAUCAUCACCACAUCGUGUGAUGCCUUGACGGUAGAUUCAGGUGCUGGUUCGUCGCUAUGGGAACCAGGCGGGGUACAUACCUUAGCCUGCUAAUGAAGAUGGCUAUCAAUCGGCCUCUUCCUCUAUUCUCUUCACUCUUUUCUCUUUCCGACCUUCAAUUCUCCUCCUGCCUCUUGUCCUUCGCUGCCUGCCUGCUCUCAUCUCUCCUGCUCCUCCUCCCAAAUCUCUCCUCUGUCUCCUCCUCACUCUCUCUAUCUCCUCCCCUAUCUCCUCCUUCAUGUCUCCUCCUUCCUGUCUCCUCCAUCCUGUCUCCUCUCCUCUGAGCCACUCACACGCUACACACCUAUAAACUGAAGCGUGUCGAAGCUUUUCACACCUCCAUUUUAUUUACCAGGUUGUCAGCUGGGAUUUAGAAUUGUGCAGACACACACACAAAGACACACGCACACACACACACACACACACACACACACAAACCGGUCUGAAUGGAUGAGAGUGGAGAUCAUAACAUCUUGUUUACCUUCUCAACUAAAGAGAGGGAGGUGAAAGGAUCAGAGAUUGGGCAUACAGACAGGAAGAUGUGUGUGUGCUUAUGUGUUUAUCCACAGAAUGAUUUGUUGCAUGUAAAUAUGACCCUGUGACCAAAAAAGAUAUAUACUUUAAAGAAUAUAUAGAACUAUACUAUAUACAUCAUGUGCUGUGAUUAAUUCUCUUGUGUUGAAACUUGUUGACUGUCAAUAAAGAUAUGUGAAAACAAA
Molecule: messenger RNA, 3022 nt
Organism: Gadus macrocephalus (Pacific cod)
Lineage: Eukaryota; Metazoa; Chordata; Actinopteri; Gadiformes; Gadidae
Product: WD repeat-containing protein 7
Exons: 8
Cellular component (GO): cytoplasm
Molecular function (GO): protein binding
Source: RefSeq, a predicted model, not a curated record